Ochotona princeps (American pika) is the source of this 4013-nucleotide messenger RNA. It is a transcript of the gene FHDC1, whose product is annotated as FH2 domain containing 1. Gene Ontology annotation, biological process: actin filament polymerization. Bases 456 to 3833 code for a protein of 1125 amino acids. Lineage: Eukaryota; Metazoa; Chordata; Mammalia; Lagomorpha; Ochotonidae. Gene Ontology annotation, molecular function: microtubule binding; actin binding. Gene Ontology annotation, cellular component: actin filament; cytoplasm. The record is from RefSeq and is a predicted model, not a curated record. The transcript has 12 exons.
GAUGACUUCAUCCCCGCGAGGGCGCCUUGUCCGCCCUUGCGCCCGCAGCCUGUCAGCCAGUUAGCUUGAGAGUCGUCAAUCGGCCUACAGGCAUUUGAAACUUCUCAUUCCACUCGCUGCCCGGCCAUCCCUAGGCGUUUUAAGGGGGACAAGCUUUGAACUUUCUUCACUAUCCCCCCCGGCACACACAGCCUUCUGUGGGUGUGACGAGCCUGUCAUCAACCCUGCGUGCACUCCAUCACACCUGCGAUCUACUUUUUUUUCCUGUCAAGAAACGGAGGCGUUUCUGUCACCCUCAUCCCUGAGAGGGAAUAAAAGGGAAAGGUUUGGAAGAUGACAGCGUGUUACCUCUCCUGGCAGCUGACUAGCCGGUGAAAAGCUAUGACACCCUGUCUGAUGUUUGGUGUCUGCCUCCCUAAGGUCAAGCAAUUAUCUCCUUAGAAGGCAACAGUACUAUGCGUGUUAUGAAUUGUGUCUACUUGGCCAGCGAUAAAGAAAAUGGGAAUAUCGCCAUGGCAGCUGGAUUCAUGAUUGGCCAAACGCCCCUUCCGGCUCCUCCUCCGCCCCCUCCGCCUCCACCAUGUCCAUAUUCGGAGCAAGGCUUUGCCCCCUCCCCGCCUCCUCCCCCACCACCUCCCCUGCCGGCCUCUGGACCUCCUGGCCCACCUCCCCCUCCGGGACUCCCCCCAGCUCCUCACCUAAAUGGCUACAGCCAGGCGGGCAAGAAGAAGCGGAUGAGGAGCUUUUUUUGGAAAACCAUUCCCGAAGAGCAAGUGCGGGGCAAAACCAACAUCUGGACCCUGGCAGCCAGCCAGCAGCAGCACUACCAGAUAGACACCAAGACCAUCGAGGAGCUCUUUGGGCAGCAGGAAAACACCGCCAAGCCAUCUGCUUCCAGACGGGGAGCGACUGUGAGUCCUUCCUUCAGGGAAGCCCGCGAGGAGAUUACCCUCUUGGAUUCAAAGCGGAGCAUGAACAUUGGAAUAUUUCUUAAGCAGUUUAAGAAGUCUCCGCCGUCCAUCGCGGAAGAUAUCCACCGAGGCAAGACGGAGCAUUACGGCUCGGAGACACUGAGAGAGUUCCUUAAGCUCCUGCCCGAGCCGGAAGAGGUGAAGAAGUUAAAGGACUUCAGUGAUGAUGUGUCCAAGCUGUCCCUGGCCGACUCCUUCCUGUACCAUUUAAUUCAGGUGCCAAACUAUUCACUCCGAAUUGAAGCCAUGGUGCUGAAGAAGGAGUUUUUGCCUUCUUGCUCUUCUCUCUACACAGACAUCACAAUUUUAAAAACUGCUACGAAAGAGCUGAUGUCGUGUGAGGAGCUACACUCCAUCCUGCACUUGGUGCUCCAGGCCGGGAACAUCAUGAACGCAGGAGGAUAUGCUGGCAAUGCAGUGGGAUUCAAGCUGUCAUCGUUGCUCAAAUUGGCAGACACCAAGGCAAACAAACCUGGCAUGAACCUCUUGCACUUUGUUGCUCAGGAAGCCCAAAAGAAAGAUGCCAUUCUUCUCAAGUUUUCCGAAAAACUGCACCAUGUCAAGGAGACUGCUAGAUUAUCUCUGGAUAGCACCGAGGCAGAGCUGCACUCGCUAUUCGUCAGGACCAGCUCGCUCAGAGACAACGUGCGGCGGGACAGGGAGCUUUGUCAACAGAUGGGAGACUUCCUUCAGUUUGCCAUGGAAAAGCUGACAGAACUGGAGCAUUGGAGACAGGAGCUGCAGGCCGAGGCCCAUACCCUCAUGGACUUCUUCUGCGAAGACAGAGAAACCAUGAAGCUGGACGAGUGCUUUCAGAUAUUCAGAGAUUUCUGCCUCCGCUUCAACAAAGCCGUACAGGACAACCAUGACCGUGAGCUGCACGAACUGAGGCAGCAGCAGCGGCUCAAGGAUCUGGAACAGAAACGGCGAUCAUGGGUCAGCGGGGACCUCGGGGGCUUCGGCCGCAGCAGCAGCGAAAACGACGUGGAGUUGCUGACCCAAAAGGGCGCUGAGGAGCUGCCCCCGUUCCUGCACCCCAGGCCCAACAGCCCCUCCUCCAGGCCCCCCAACACCCGCCGUUCCCGCCACUCCCUGGGCCUGUCGGCUGACAGAGAGCUACUGACCUUUCUGGAGAGUUCCAUGGCUGGCUCAGAGGAGGCCAACAAGUUCAACAGCCUGCCCUGGAGCAGCCCGCGGCAGGCUCGGCCCUCCAUGGCCUGGAUGGAGCAAGCGGAGCCCAGACGCCACAACUCCACUUCUACCCCUAAAGCGGAGGUCUCCAAGAACCAGGAGGAAGCUCCCAGCCCGCCAGCAAGGUGGACGAGCCAUCCCCCAGCGCCCAGACCCGAGGAGCCUGCCCCGGCCCUCCUCCAGGGGACUCGGCACAGCGGGGGCAGCAUCCUCAGAAAGAGGAACAGUGAACCCAUGGGCAUGGGCCCCGUUCUCUCCCCUCCCCUCUCGCCCCUGGCUCUGGGCAUUAAGGAACAUGAAUUGGUGACUGGGCUGGCCCAGUUCAACCUCCAGGGUCGCCAGGGCCGGGAGAACGCCUCCAGGCUCAGCCCAAGUGACUUGAAACCCUUGGAGCCCGAGUCUGGGGCACCCAGGAGCCCGCAGCCCCUUGAUGCCGGAGCACAGGAGGACAGCUGGGCAGCGCCUGCCGAGCCCUGCAGCGAAGCCCUGGGGCCCCUGGAGAGCAGCGACCCUGAGAGCAAGGAUCCUGAGCCCCUGCUGUACAUCUCAGACGCCACCGACUGCUCCCUGACCCUUGAUUGCUCCGAGGGGACCGACUCCCGGCCACCGAGCGGGGCGCAGCGCGAGGAGGCAGGGGCCGUGGGGGGCGGCUCCAUGUCCUCCGGGGUUGGGGAAACGCCUCCGGACAGCCAGCUCUCCUCCUCGAACCCUGCGUCCAGCCCCACCAGAGAGGCCUCUGCUGUCGCCUCGGUAAAGAACGAGCCCAGCGCGAAGGGUGGCCUUACGAGGGACAGAGCCAUCUCCAAAGCAAAGGAAGGGGUCACGCCGAAGAGAAUCCCCCUGAAAGAGGCAACCCCUAGCACCAGCAAGCCUGCGGGCGCACGGCGGGUCCCGGGCGCCGCGGCCAAGCCGGUGCGCACCUUGCACGCGACAGAGAGCGAGACCAUGCGCAAGGUCGUGCCCAUUUCCAAGGCGAAUAGGGGCGUAGCGAGCACGAAGCGGCCUGAGCCGUCGGCGGUGGCCCGGGUGCCCGUUAGAGACUCGCCCGGCAGCACCGACCCGCGGCUGGUGCGCGGUGGUUCGGUCAAGGACUCCUUGGACACGUCGCCCCGGCGGCCCUCCACCGGGGGUGCCGAGGAGCAGAGGCCACUGCGGGGCAGCAGUAGCAGCAGCGCGCGGCCAUGGAAAGAACCCCCUGCGUCGCUCAGGAGCUCCAUGAAGAAACCCAGUGCCAAACCCCUCAGGAAUAUGGCCAAGUCCAAGGCCGAGGAAGACAAAUCCUUCCGCUCCAACCCGGAGGGCCCGGACAACGAGCCCCCGACUCCGCGUGCCCCCCGCCCCCCGGCCCCGGUCCCCAGCUUUGCCCGCAGCACUGUGGCCUCCUCGUCCAGGUCCACGAGGACCGAGCCUCCCACCGGGUCGUCCAAAGUCCCCGGCCUCACUCGGACAAUGUCGCAGCGGCAACUCAGGGUGAAGGGCGCCCCCGAGGACGACGCCUCCAAGGACAGCAGCCCCCUAAAGCGGGCCAGCAGCGUGCGUCCUGCCAAGAAGGGCCCUGACUCUGCCGAGGCCCCUGGGAAGGGCAAGGGAGCCGGGGAAAGGGCCUCCUUCAGACUGAAGGGCAGCACUGGGAGCACGCUGGGGAGAAUCCUGGAGCCCCUGUGGAAGUAGUGGUUCUCCUCUUGUGGGUCCUGGGACUCCUGCAGUGAGGGCUGGCUGGGGGGAUGAGGACCCAAGCAGACCAACGGCCCAACACCUUUGUUACACGUGAAGCAGUCGUAAAGCCGCCCGCCAGUGGCAUUUGCAUGCCCAGGGGAAGGGCUGGUGCCCCACUAUGCCCUGGCCCUGACC